Messenger RNA from Psylliodes chrysocephalus, 9567 nucleotides. Lineage: Eukaryota; Metazoa; Arthropoda; Insecta; Coleoptera; Chrysomelidae. The record is from the annotation of a GenBank genome assembly.
AUGCCAAAGGUCGAACUAUCUCUAUAUCAAGGGGGCAUUCUGGCCACGCCUAAAUUAAAUAAUAGACAUUUAGAACUAAAUUCUAAAAUAAGAAAAAAGAGAGAACUGACUAAUAUUGAUUUAAAUAACCCCAACAUAGGCACACGUAGAAAAAAUAGAGUUGUAAAAAAACUUGUUCGGGUGCAAUUAGUAUCAAAUAAUGAUUUUAAUAAUGUAAAGGCCAACACAGAAGAUUACCAAAUAGAAAGUACUACGAAAAGACGGAGAAGACGGUUAAAAAUUAAAAAAAAGAAAAGAAAACUUUCAAUAGACGAAUCGUCUAAAAAUUUAUCCCUAUUUGAGGAAGAUCACUUACAACAAGCAACCAGACCAAGAAAAAGAAUAAUUAUAACGAGAAAAAGGUUACUUCAUAGUGAUAAUCACUCUAAAGAUUUCGUAAAUAGCGAUAUCGAUAUUCCUAUACAAAGUACUAGAAUAAAUGCAUAUCAUAAUUUCAUGGAUCACACACGAUAUAAUACAAUAACACAUGAUUACGAGGAUACAUCAGAAGAAAACGAAAUAAACGAUGAAUUAGACGAAAUUGACGAAGAAGAAUCGACCGAAUCAAAUUAUUUGGAAGAUGAUGAAUCUCAAGAGUUUGUAACAUUAAAAGAAUCUGAUUUCUUCUUAAAUUAUGACAACAGCGAAGAAACGUCAUUUGAUAUACCAAAAAUCGAAGAAGAUAUUACCGAAUAUAAUGCAUUAAAAGAAACAACUCCGGAAGUGGUAACAUUAAAAGAAGGCGACUACUUUUUUAAUAAUUUGGAAGAAGAUAGUCCAAUAACGACAGAAAGUUAUAGCGAAAUUACAACGCCUGGUAAUAAUAUUACGACUGAAAUGGAUCUAGAUGCUACCACUGAACAAUCUGUGAAUGUUACUUAUGAAACUACUAUUACUACUGAAAACCCUGUUGAUGUUACAACUGAAAUGAUUAUAAUUAAAGAAGAUGAUGAGACCAGUGCUAGACCUAUAUUCCAAGAAAUCCCUGAAUAUGAGCCUUAUUUCCCAGAACUGACAGAAUCUCUUGAUGCUCCUAUAAUUCUUCUAAAAACCACUGUAAUCUCUUCUAUCGAACAAUUGACAAAAACUGUUGUACAGAGCAGACUGAGGACAUACACCUUCGUUGUUACUAGAGUUGCAGGAACUGAGCAGAUUGUAACUUCUACUACCGAAGUUAAACCACAUACAAAGACGACUGUUAUUACUGAACCUGUGACCAGACUCACUACUUUAACUCUAUUAGACAUAGACGCUACCAAAUCUCUAACCAAUCCAAAAUCUUCUAUAACUCCUGCUCUGGACAAACCUCUUUUUGAAGAUAACCAAGUUCGAAACUACGAUGAAGCUAGAAAUCUUGCGACCAGAGUUAUGUCAAACGGAGUUGAAGUUAUUGUAGCUGGAGACAAGACGAUACCAGGAGAAAAGGAUUUUAAGCGUUUACUUACAUCUGGAGCGCAUAAACCUGUAACCUUAAAACCGAGUACAUUAACGGAUCAUAUGGUUAUGUUGAUACCUCAAGAGUCUUCCAACAUCGAAAACUUGUCGGCGUCAUUAUAUCCCAAUCAAUUCAUCACUAAAACUUGUCUAACAACAUUCACAUAUUUAACAACUUUCCUUGAAGGAGGUACUACAACAGUUUCUAGUCAUGAACAAGUCGUAUCCAAUGUAGCCACUGAAGAAAGAAACACAGGAAAAAUUUUACCUACACCAGCUGUAGGAGUUAUAUUAACACAGCAUCCAAAUUUAUCAGUCGGCGUAUUCCAUACUACCUACACCUAUUUAAAUACGAUACUUGAUGGAGACCAACCAUUAGUAGUAUCAUCGAAGCACACAGUAACAAACACUAUUACUGCUCCUGAUGAUUACCUAUCAUUAUUGAAAAGUUCUGGUACUCUAUCGCCUGUAAAAGACACAAACACUUAUUACAGUACCAUUGGUCUUGAAAAAACUUUAUAUGAAGGAAACAAAACCUCAAUAACGAGCACAAAAGAGGUAGUAACACAAGUUGUUAUAACUGAAAGUGUUCCGCCUAGGGCGACAUCUGUAAUGACUUCGUAUAUCGCUUUAGAUGUCAAUGAUAAUCCAGAUGCGUCCUACAUAACAACCGAUAUUGUAAAAACAUAUUUUGUGACGUACACCUACUAUAACACUAUUAUUAAAAACAAUCAAGAAGUGGUUAACAGUAAUAUUUCAGUCUCCAGCGAUGUGAUUACUGAGAAGUUAUAUAUUAUUCCGAAGACUUCUAUGAAAAUGGAUAUCCAAAGCAAAGAACAUAGAUUGGAGAACAACUUCCAAAUUUUUACUACGAAAUCUUACCUCACCACAUUCACUUACUUUACGACCUUACUACAAGACAACAAUAAAGAAACUCCAACAAUAGUCAAUUCAAGAACAAGUGUAAUAGAAAAUUUAAUUUCUGAGACUGUAGACCUCAGUUUAUUGGAUAAAUCUAAUUUAAACCAAAUCAGAAACGCCAUUGGAAAAGGCGCUAAAUCUGUUAUUAAAACGAUUACUUUGUAUAAUGGUGAAACUUUUGACAUAACUGCCAUAGCCAACGAAAUUAGGGAAUCGAUAACUCCAACUAAAGUUUUACCAAUUGAAAAAACGCAAAUGCCUGAAUCGUUAAUUAACGAUGAAAAAGUACCGAUAGAUUCGUCAGUUCCAAAUGUGAUCACCGGAUCUACAAUCGUUUUUAUAGAUGAUGACCCUUUCGCUCAAUUAACUGCCACGCCCAUCCUAAACAAAAAAUCCACGGAUAUAAAAAAUAACGCAAACAGUUUAACCGUCACUGAUAAAUCUACAAAAUUUAGCAAGCCCAAGAGAUCUACCAAAAGCAAAACUAAGACACGUGCAUCCUCCAUCAAUCCUUCUAAACCUAAAAAACCAAGCGUAGAAACAGCUAAAGCUAAACCACAAUCGGCGAGUAGUGAAAAAAAUAAAUCAUCAAAUAAUGAGAAAACUAAAGAUAAGAAAAAUACUCAAGAAGAAAAGGUUGCAGUUAAACCUUCUACGCAAGCAACGGAUCUAUUAGGUUUAGGAUCUAUAAAUAUACAAGCUAUAGCUCCAGUUCUUAACGCUAUGGCUGGAUUAAUAACAACAAACCUUAAAGCUAACAGAAGAAGCGAUGUUAAUAUCACUUCCAUCUCAAAUAAACCCAUCGAAAAUGUCAAUCCACCUGAUGACAUCCAAAGUAGAUCGCCCAUUUACAUUCCAGUUAGAGGUUUGGACGAUGAAUUUGAAAUCGCUGAAAGUCAAAAUAUAGCCUCGUUCGAUUGGGUAGACCCACCACCAAAUAAAGCGGCGAUCUCAGAAAUGAAUUCACAUGAAAGCUCUAUUAUUAGCAAUGGCAUUCCUAUUUCUCCAGGAGAUAUUAUAAAUACGAAUUCUAAUUCUGAUGUAAUAGUCGGAAAACCAGGAAGAAUAGGUCCAAGAAUACCAUCUAUUCCGCUACAUCAAGUUAGCCAAGAAAAUGAAAUUCCGGUUGGUAUGAAGCCACCUCCAGUUCCUAGCGAUUGGAGAAAAAAUAACUAUGAAUAUAAACGGAUUCCUGUUAAUAACAAUUUUGAUAAAUCCCAAUUUACUCAAAAUGAUAAAAAACCUCAAUUUAUUCAACAUGAUAAACCUCAAAUUAUUCAACAUGAUAAACUUCAGUUUAAUCAAAAUGAAAAACCUCAAUUUAUUCAACACGAUAAACCCCAAUUUAUUCAAAAUGGCAAUUCUCAAUUUAUUCAAAAUGAUAAACAUAAUUAUAUUACAAACGAUAAACCUCAAUAUAUUCAAAACGAUUAUAUAGGUCCACCUCCCCAAGCACCAAAUCCAGGUUUAAAUAUAAAUGAAAAUAUCAAUGAAAUAGGAAGUAAUGCACCAACAUAUGCCAAAAACCAGAAAAAUUAUAUUCCAAACAGGAUUCAGUAUCAUCAAAACAACCAAAAUUAUUUUAAUUUCAAAGAAAAUCCACAACCUGCUUUUACACAUAAUCAUCCUGUAUACGCACACAAUUACAAUCACAACUCAGAUAAUUCAAAACUAACUGACGAAAUCUUGACUGCUGCUAAACCAAACAAAAACAAUAUACGAGCGUCAUUUUUCCAAAAUGAGCCUCUUGUAUUACCGGAAGUAAUUGAAAGGUCAACAGGACAACCACUUCUUGUAAAUAUACAACCAAGUCAAGUGGCUUUUGUGAAUAUCCCGUUUAAUAGAACAACAGCUUUAAUCUAUGGAGGAUCCACAGAGCCGCAUAGAAACGGGCAGUACUUUGAGGACCCCUCUCCUUAUCCACAACACGAAUAUUCUGUAGCAGAAAAUAAUAAUGGCGUUCCACAAAUAACAGCAAUUUACCAACCAGAAAUCCUAAAUCAAAAACAAGUAAACGGUGUUAUAAAAGUAGAAAAUCAAUUAAUCAAUAACGAACCUAGUACCAGUGAGAACCAAAAAGUACAAGUUAAUAUACAACCAACUAAGAUUGAGUACAAUGGUCAAAUUAAUGUAAAUAGACCUCCCGUAUCAUAUGAGAUGAUUCAUCAUGGAUCAGAUUUUAAUGCCCACGUGAUCAACCAUGAUGAUAAUUUGAUAAGACCUGGAAGUAAUUUCGAAUUUUUUCCACCAAACGAUCAACAAAGACGACCAACUGGUGAUAUAAAUGUAAUUAAUGGAAAUAACGGACAUUAUCGCAAAGAUUUUAAUAUGACUCAUAGAAAACCAACUCAUAUUUACCAUUUAGGUCCAGGUUAUCAUGACCAAAACUUGAUCCCUAGCAAAAGAAUACCCGAUUCGUUUAGACAAAAUAUCAAGCCGCAUAAUUUCCAAAAAUAUCCGAACAAUAAAAAUAAUAUUUAUAGACCCAAUGUAUACGAGUCACCGAAACCUAAUAUAGAAAUUUCUGAAUUUAUGUCACCACCUUCAACUCCACGAAUUUACACCAAAAGACCAUACAAUCAAAAACAGAGUAAAAGGCCUAUACCGGUACCUGUUCCACCGCAGGUGCACCCAGCAACUAAAUUACAAGAUCAUCCACAAACCCCUGCGAACUUCAGGCCAUCGUAUCCUAUCUAUGAAGUUCAUGUUCCAGCUAUUUCAGGAAAUAAUCUAAACGGGAAUUCCUAUCAAAAUAUUCAAACACAGAAGUAUCCUGAUUUUACUGUUGGUUCUGAAGUGGGUAAUCAUAAAGAGGACGAUAUGGAGAACGAAGAUGGCGAAGUCGUUCAAGAAUCGAACAGUAGACCAUUACGUCCUGGAGAAGUACCUCCCGAAAUUAUUCAUGCCAGUUCUACCACGAAGCGAACGGUAGAGCACAUCAGAGUUUCAAAUCCAACCCUACCUGCCUUUACUAGACCCGUGUAUUCUGGAAAUAACGAUUUCAAAUCAUCCACUCAACCUCAUCAACAAAUAAUUACGAAUAAAAAUCAGAAUGAACAAUUGUCUACUACCAAAACAAAUAAUCAAAAAUUUAACGAAAUUAUCAAUGAAAAAAUAACUUUUGAAAAUGAUGAUAUUGGUUACAAUCAACAUUCUGAUAGAAUCGGCGGACAAACUAAUUAUGUUUUAGAUAAACCAAACCUAUUUGGUGUCGGUAGUCAUGAAGUUGUUUCCAUUAACGCAAAUCCAGGAACCACUCAUAGACCAAUACUAAUAUUUUUCGACGAAAAAGAAGAGGCUAAAGAUUCAUUCUUUAAUAAAAAUAAAGAGUUUAAUAGUAGAGAAAGACCAGCUGUAACUUCACUGCCAAUUAAUUCGUUUAAAGAAAGUAAUAAUAAAGAAUUGGAAAAUAAAUACCACGAAUUCAAUAAUAGAGAACGUUCCACUUCCACACCAGUAACUAUCGAUCAACUUAAAGAGUUAAAUAACAACAGGCCUGCAGUUACUUCACUACCAAUAAAUACAUUUAAAGAAUAUAAAAUUAGAGAAAAGCCGGCUACAUCACUGCCAAUAGAUAUCUUUAAAUAUAAUAGGGAUCGGCCGAGUACCUCUCAGCCGUUAAGUACUUUUAAGGAAUAUAAUAAUAAUAGGGAUAGACCAGCUGUUACGUCACUACCAAUUAAUAAAUUUAAAGAAUUUAAUAACAGGGAUCGACCCGCUGUUACUUCGGUAGCAAUAAAUAAAGAUUUACUGUCUAAUAAUGCUCACAACUUUGGUACGCAAACUGAAAAACCGUUUUCGGGUGCCCCUUCAAAGAAAUUAUCUUCUAAUGAAAUUAUAAGAAAAGAUGUAAUAUCGCCAAAACCUCUACCAGCUAAAAUUGAAUAUACUGAACCUCCUGUAGACAUAGGCGAAAUAAACAACUUAAAUACUGGAGAAGUACCGGUAACAUUCAAUAACGGAUCCAAAAUAAUUUCUGAUAUGGAAAUAAUGAAACCGCCACCAUUAAUAACAGAAAUUCCAGUUAAUGUUCCAGACACAUCCAUGCAACCACCCAGUCAGAAACCAAAUGUAUAUACCGUGAUUCCGGUUAAAGUGGAAGAUUCACUAUCGACUUUACCAAAUCUUUCUGAAGAGAUGAUACCUCCUCCAAAAACGGAAGAAGAAGUAAUAGGGAUGAGUCCGCCGCCAUGGUCGUCACCUAAAGUACCACCUAAACUGACUACUCCAAGAUAUUCCUUGGAAGUAGAUAUAUCGACUGAUAGAUCUACACUUAAACCUAAUGAUGUUCCCAGAAAAAGAACUAGAAGACCUUAUACCAGACGACCUGCUUACAAAAGUACAACUACUCAAAUUCCCAUAACUACGUCAAGACGAAGACGGCCUGUUUAUCCAGAGCACACAGCUAGUGAAACUACGGAAUCUACAAGCUCUACCACUCCUAAGCAUAUUAUCAGUCCUUCUCCAUCUAUUAAAGUCAAGCCAUCUUUAGAAGUUAUUAUUGGUCAUCCUGAUAUAAAAUUAGUAACUAAUUCCUCAUCUACAACUGUGAAAUCAUCUUCCUCUGAAGUGCCAAUUUCUACUCAGAAAUCUAUUGAUAAAUCUGAUCAAUAUGGAGUACCAAAUAAAUCUAAAAUUGAACUUAGCAGUAGUAUUGAUACUCUAGUACCAGGGAUACAUCACGGUGGAAAUGAAAUAAAAGUAGUUCCUGAUAUCACAAAGCCUCUGCCUAAUACAUUAAAAACUGUUUACAAUGAAACCAAGAGUAAGAUACAGAUUCCUACGAGAUAUAUUACUCAUACAAAGACAGCUACAGUUACUAUUACAAAAACAACUGUAAUAAAAUCUUUAGGUAUGACUCCUUCUACGUUAACGAUAUUAGUGACAAAAACUGAAAAGACUACUAUUGUUGAUACUGUUACCGAGGUUCAUACUUUGGUUAAACCAACUAGCAUUAUAGAAACAAUUACUACAACUGUAAAACAAGCUAGUUCUUUAUAUCCUGAUGAAGUGUAUGGUACUCAGUACCCACCGCUUCAAAUCAAACCAUCGAUUAUAGCACCCUUCUACAAUUUUAAUGACUCAUUUAUUGAUUCUUCAGAAAAUGAUGAAGAUUUAAACGAAUUCAUAAUUCAUGAUACUGAUCCACCCAUAACAGAAAAUAAAGAAAAUUCUAACAAUAAAGAUCCGCUAGAGGAAAACGAUACUAUCUUAGUAAUAAUGACAGAUAAAAAUACCAAGAACAUUGUAAAAGUACCACCAACUACAUAUGAAACGCAAGAACGCGAUGAAAUGAUUUCUACCAACAAAGAUAAUAAUGUUUUGCUUGGAGGUGUUUUGAUCGCCAAUGAUCCUAAAGAGAAAGAAGUUUUGGAUAGAUGUGAACCAGAAUGCAAAGCGUCUAGAAACGAACUUUGUCAGAAACUGGAUGGAAUUUUAAGAUGUGCCUGUAGACCAGGAUUUGCUAGGAUGUUUCCGGAUAGACCUUGUUUACCCACCUAUACUUACGAUUUGGAGCUAACUUUAGACAGAAUUGGCAAAGAUCCUCUUCAUUUCUAUGAUGACCUAAAGGACCCCAAUACUACAGAACAUUUUAAAUUUACCCAAGCUACCGGCGAAGCUCUGGACAGAAUGGUUAUGCAGUCUGAUCUAAGAGACAUUGUCCAUGGUGUCAAAGUUCACAAUUUCGAACCUGGAACUAAAGGAAUCGUCAGCAAAUUUUACCUUCAGUUGUCGGAAAAUAUGGAAGAAAAACGUCUAGAAGACAUCCUAAAAAACUAUCUGUUGAACAACAGUUUCAGUCUUGGCGGAACGGACAUCUACUCUUCCCCUCUUAUGGAUUUAAAAGUGCAAGAUUUUGAUGAAUGUUUACAACCUCACCUUCACGAUUGCUCCGAAAAUGCUUACUGUUUCAACUUGAAAGGAACAUACUCCUGUAGUUGUAAGGAAGGAUUUUCUGACUUAUCAGAAAAUAUGUUGUAUCCUGGACGAAUAUGUUCUGCUGAACAAGUAGGAUGCGAAAAAUGUAACUAUCACGGAACAUGUUAUUCGAGAGGGGCUGAUGAAGUUAUAUGCGAGUGUUUCCAAUGGUAUACUGGGCAAUACUGUCAUAUUAACCUAAAAGUCUUACUGAUAGCUUUAGUAACUCUGGGAACGUUACUAUUUGGUCUGCUUCUAACUUGUAUCAUUCUAACUUGCAUAAAAGGCAAACCUAGGAAUGUGGGUGUAGCUGGCGGAAUUAAUUUCCUACCCCAAGGAAAUGCAGGAAGAAGAAAUACAUCAGACAGAAGAGCUAUGAUACAAGAUACAAGUUCUGAAGAAGACAACAAAUCGGAAACAUCGCGUUAUAUCAAAAAACACAAACCUGCUCCAAAGAAGACUUCAAAAGUAUCCAUGCAAGCCUCUGAACGAGGUGAAGCUACAAAUCACGCAAUUUCAUUCGAGGAUCAAAAGGAUCGAUCGCUUACAGUGAUGAUUCCCAGAGCUAAAUAUCAUCCUGCAUCACCUACAUCACCUUUAAUGAACUAUACCAGUUUUGAUGUUCGAAAACCUUCAGUGCCAGCUAUUUCGAACGAAGCUAAAUUGUUAAGUUUCUUAGACGCUGGACCAUCUCCAAAUAAGUCUGAAGCUACCAGGAAAUACAGUAACGCUCAGAGCGAAUCAAUUAUCGAAGAGAAGGCCAAUUCUAGGAAAACUUCCGGAGCUUUGAUUUCAGCAGGGUUCGAAGUAUCUGCGACUGUGGUCAAUAAUAUGGGUACCUUGGUUACCAUGUGUGGUACGGAAGCGGAUAGAAGUGAAAAUGCCACGCUGAUUCAGAAAAUUAGUGCCGAUCUAUUGUCCAGUACUGGAACUAGGUCCCAGUUUAAUACAUUAAGAAAGUCUUUAGCGGAUGACGAUUUAGAAAGUAAUGUAAAUGAUAAUGCUUCUAACUGGUUGGAUAUGUUACCGAGGGUAAUGACCGUAUCAGAAGCAAGAUCGUGUGAUGAAACGACUAUUCCUCCUCCUAUGAAGUGUCUUCGACCAGACUAUGACUCAAAACACUCUUCUCAACAUCACAAUGAUGAGGCAAAUACAAUGGCCGAAAGGGAUUUGGGUUCCACAUUUUUACUUCCCCACACACACCUGUAUAAACCUGAUAGGGGAAGCGAUAUUUCGGGAUUUGAAUCACUUUAG